Messenger RNA from Myxocyprinus asiaticus (Chinese sucker), 6049 nucleotides. RefSeq names its product integrin, alpha 9 (gene itga9). The transcript has 28 exons. The record is from RefSeq and is a predicted model, not a curated record. Lineage: Eukaryota; Metazoa; Chordata; Actinopteri; Cypriniformes; Catostomidae. Gene Ontology annotation, biological process: cell adhesion mediated by integrin; integrin-mediated signaling pathway; cell-cell adhesion. Gene Ontology annotation, molecular function: integrin binding. Bases 207 to 3329 code for a protein of 1040 amino acids. Gene Ontology annotation, cellular component: integrin complex; external side of plasma membrane.
ACUCAAGAGACGCAACAGAUUCACCAGCACAAGAGAGGAGCUAUGCAAUGAGACCGCUAUUCUAGCUCAAACCUUUCAUUCACUGCCUUAAAUAUAGUUUGCAUGCGUUUAACACCCAAUUUAAGAAACAACAGUUGUUUAAAUUACGUUUUUAGAUUAAUUUUAAGACACUUCAGACACAGUUCUUGUUCUUUUAUAAAGUUCCCAUGAGAUUGACUCCAGCACUGAUGAUGCACAACAAAAUGACGGAACUUACACUACGGAAAAUACGCGCUUUGGAUAUUUUCGUAUGUUUGUCCUUUGUUUCUUGGGCUUAUUCUUUCAACAUUGACUUGGAACAUCCCUUGGUGUUCCGAGGACCAGAGGCGACGUUUUUUGGAUAUUCAGUUCUGGAGCAUGUCCAUGACAACACACGCUGGAUUGUGGUUGGGGCUCCCAGAGCAAACUCUUCUUUCAGCAGUUCGGUUCAGUCACCCGGAGCCAUUUUCAAGUGUCGGAUCCGCAACAACCCAGAGCGGCGCUGUACUGAGAUCGACCUCGGAAGAGGAAAUAUGCAGAGAGAGUCUUGCGGGAAAACCUGUCAAGGUGACAGGAACAAUGAGUGGAUGGGGGUCAGUCUGGCACGACAGGACAAACCCAAUGGCAAAAUUCUGGCCUGUGCUCACCGUUGGAAGAAUGUAUACUAUGAAUCAGAGUAUAUACUCCCCCAUGGCUACUGCUCCAUCAUCCCAGCCACUCUGCAGGGCAAGUCACAGCCCCUUAUCCCAUGUUAUGAAGACCAUAAGAAGACCUAUGGGGAAGAACAUGGCUCAUGCCAAGCUGGGAUCGCAGGCGUUUUCACUGAGGAACUGGUUGUUAUGGGUGCGCCCGGGUCUUAUUACUGGACCGGAACAGUUAAAGUGUAUAACAUGACAUCCAGUACACACUACAACCUUAAUCAAGAUGACCUGAGUCCUCCGAGAUACAGUUAUCUCGGAUAUGCAGUGACUGCUGGUCACUUUUCUUCCCUGACUGCCUUAGACAUUGCGGCUGGUGCACCACAAGACAGUGGUGGUGGAAAAGUUUACAUCUUCAGAAUUGAGGGAACAUCUCUUGUGAAGACCUUUCAAGCCUCAGGGAAAAUGAUGGGCUCUUACUUUGGCUCCUCAUUGUGUGCAGUUGACCUAAACGCAGACGGACUGUCAGAUUUGCUGGUGGGAGCGCCCAUGCACAGCGAGGUCCGGGACGAAGGCCAGGUUUCUGUUUACCUCAGCAGGGGCAAUGGAGUAAUGGAGGAAGUUACGUUACUGAACGGUAACAAUGCUUACAAUGCCCAUUUUGGCGAGUGCAUCACAUCUCUCGGGGACAUUGAUGACGACGGUUACCAAGAUGUAGCGAUUGGAGCCCCAAAAGAGGAUGAUUAUGGAGGAGCCAUCUACAUAUACCAUGGUGACAUCACAGGAAUAGUUAACAAGUACUCUAUGAGAUUGUCUGGGCGAAACAUCAACCCCACCCUCCAAAUGUUCAGCCAGUCAAUUUCCGGCAAUGUGGACAUGGAUGGGAAUGGAUAUCCAGAUGUAACGAUAGGGGCGUUCAUGGCUGACAGUGUGGUGUUACUGAGAUCCAGACCAGUUAUAUCAGUGGACGUCUCUAUCUUCCUGCCUGUCUCUAUCAACAUCACAGUACCGCAGUGUCACAAAGGUCCUCAGCAUCUCAACUGCUUCAAUGUCACAGUCUGCAUGAGCUUUAGAGGGAAACACGUACCUGGACACAUAGAGUUAUUGUACAAUCUUACGGCAGAUUCAGAUAAGAGACACAAAGGUCUUCCGCCCCGGGUGUAUUUCGCAAAUGGUGGUGAGCAGACGGGUGUUAUGAGUCAGCAUUUCAACCUAGAAAUCAAUCGACAGCAGUGCCAUCAGUACACGUCCUUCGUAAGGAAAGAGGUGAAGGAUGUGUUUGCAGCCAUCAUGUUUGAGGCAGCCUACAGUUUAGGAAAACAUAUUCUGGAUGAACAUCAGGACCGCGAUCUUCCCUCUCUGACCCCUGUUCUGCGAUGGAAGAAAGGCAAAAAGAUUGCUGCAAGAAAUGAGACGUGGUUUGAGAAGAACUGUCUGUCAGAGGAUUGCGCCGCAGACCUGAGGCUUCAUGGGAAACUGCUUCUUUCUGGGCUUUAUAUCAGACCUCAUCUGGCACUUGGUGGAGUGAAAAACAUCUCAUUAAAUUUAACCAUCUCUAAUGCUGGAGACGACGCCUACGAUACCAACAUCUACUUAAACUUCUCCAGAGAGGUCCACUACAUCAACUUCUUACAAAGAGAAGAGAAGGGAAUUUCCUGUGUGCUGGUAGAGCUGGACUUCCUUAAGUGCAGUGUGGGAUUUCCUUUCAUGAGGGCGCAAACCAAGUAUCAUCUAUCAGUGCUUUUCGACACAAGUCAUCUAUCUGGUGAAAAUGAGACACUGCUGUUUUUAUUACACGCUAGAAGCGCUAAUCCAGAACAUGACAGCAAACUUCAUGACAACACUUUGGUAUUGUCCAUUCCGCUGGUGCAUGAGGUGGACACAACAAUCACUGGCGUGGUGAACCCGACUUCUUUUGUGUAUGGAAACUCAGUGAAUCCAUCACGCUUCAUUCAGCUGGAAGAGCUGGACUGCAGCUUUCAGCCGUUAAACUUCACCUUUCAGGUGAUAAACAAUGGGCCCAGCAGACUUCCAGGCUCCAUUGUGGACAUCAGGAUUCCAAACCGGCUGGCUGGUAACGGAGCCGACAUGUUCCAUAUCAUUGACACACAAGUAUCUGAAGGCCGAGGGAACUGCACGUGGCAUAAAAACCCCACGCCCUGCACUAUCCCACAAGACAAAGAGAGCAUCUUCCACACCAUUUUUGCCUUCUUCACCAAAUCUGGCAGAAAAGUUCUGGACUGUGACCGGCCCGGACGAGCAUGUCUAACUAUUUCCUGCAGUCUGGGCUCUCAGGCAAAAGAAGACACCGCAAGUAUAGAUGUGCAGAUGCUACUGAACACUGAAAUAUUACAGAGGGACAGCUCCUCUGUGAUCCAGUUUGUGACACGAGGUCACGUCCAGCUGGACGACAGAGCCAUGGAGGUUUCCAGCGGACUGCCAGAGGAGAUUUCUCUGGUGUUUGAGGCCCUACACAGUCAGGAACCCAGGGGUUACGUGGUGGGAUGGAUCAUCGCCAUCAGCCUGCUCGUUGGAAUCCUCAUCUUCUUGCUGUUGGCUGUUCUGCUGUGGAAGAUGGGAUUCUUCAGGAGGCAUUACAGAGAGAUCAUAGAGGCAGAAAAGAACAGGAAGGACAGCGAUGAGAGCUGGGAUUGGGUCCAGAAGAGCCAAUGAGAGCUUGGAUUGGGUUCAGAAAAUCCAAUAAGCUGCUACCUUCGCCACGGUUAUCUCCAUUGACACAGGCCCUGCAGCCUUCCAUAUGUGGAAGAGAUUAUUCUCCAGAUUUUCCGGAGGUUUGACACUUUUUUUGUGACAUUUGAGGUGACAGUAUGGCCUGCCAGUAAAGACUUGCAGUGGAAUUCCAUUGAGCCCAAUGGGAGAAGCCUCUCGCCAGCGGGACCGAAGAGACGGAAAGAGAGAAAUAGAGAGACUUCCUAAAACGGAUGUGAAUGACGUGUCAAUACAAUCAGACAAUUUAAACCCUCAGGGCGCUGUUUUAAAGCAAAAAUCUAUUUUUUAUAAAAUGUAUUCCAUACUGUAUAGAAGAGAGCUUCAAGAGUUUUUGUUUUAAAGCACUGAUGACUGACACAGGCCAAAGAGAUGAUGCUAUUCCUUCAAUGUGUUCUGGUGCACAUCAGUAUUUACAUAAGUGAAUGAAGUUGGUUUUUAGAUGGGAUGAUUUGAAGAUGGAUUAUACCUCUGUGUACCCUCAAGUUCUCAUUUUAAUCUACAGAGAAUACAAAGCUAAUGUUUGUUGCUUACAUUCAGACAACUGUGAGUUACUGAACGAAAAAGGAACAAACGAGAAUGUCAGAGAUGAACAGUUUUCCAAAACAUUUAUCAAAUCUAUACAUCAUCAUAAUGGCUCAGUUGUUACCUGCAGCCCUGUUGAGCUUAUAAAUACAAAAAGAGAACCAUCUCAAAGGAAUAUUCGGAGUUUAAUACAAGUUAAGGUGGACAGCAUUUGUGGCAUAAUGUUGAUCAUCACAAGAAAUGUAUUUUGACUCGUCCCUCCUUUUCUUAAAAAAAUCGAGGUUACAGUGAGGCACCUGCAAUGGAAGUGAAUGGGGCACAUUUUUGGAGGGUUUAAAGGCAGAAAUGUGAAGCUUAUAAUGUGAUAAAAGCACUUACAUUAAAUCUACUGUUAAAACGUGUCUUAUUUGAGCUGCAAAGUUGUUUAAAUGUUUUUUUAGGAGUUUAAGAGUUUAGAGUGUUGCACCAUCAUGGCAACAAAAUUGUAAAACUGGAUAUGCCUUUACACAGAAAAGGUUGGCAAGUGAUUUUAUCACACUAAAAACAUGUCACCACAUAUUGUUUAUGUCUUGUGACUAUGCUUUUGAAACAGUGAGUAUUUUAACAAUUUACAGAUUGGCCCCCAUUCACUUCCAUUGUAAGAGCCUCACUGUAACCACUCUUUAUGCGUUUUUUUGAGAAACAAUUUGAAAUUAAUUUUGUGGUAAUCAACAUUAUGCCACAAAUGUUGCCAGUUGAGCUCAACUUGUAUCGAACCUGAAACAUUCCUUUUAAGUCACAUUUAAAAAUGUAUGCAUGUUUUUGCAUUAGAUAUCGUAUCAAACUGAGUGGAAUUCAUUUUAAAGUAGGAUAGCACUAUUCAAUAUAUCUGAAAUUCACAACUUAAAACAUUGGUUUUAUAUAGUUUUUUUAUUUUAAUUUUUUUACUUUAACUGCACUGGAUAAUGAGCCCUCUACCAGGUUUUGAUACUGACUUUAUUGAUUCAUAUUUAGAGUUAUUCAACAAACACAUUCCAUUAAGUGUAUUCAAAUCAUGAUUUACGAUUUCACUGUAACACUUUUUUAUUUUUUUCAGUAUUCCAUAAAUCAGGAAUGUUGGACAUUUUAAGCAACUACUAUGAGAUGCCGUGCUAUAUGGUGAAAAUAGUCAGAACAUUGCUAUGCAACAAAAUAAUGAUCCACUAUAGGUGCUGCGCAGUGAUAUGGCGAAUAGCUGUUUCUGUAUUGUAUUUUAGCAUAGCUGGAAUGUUAUAUUGACCAAUCAGCAUUCAAGACCGGAACUGUUUGUUUUACAAAAGGGAUUUACAGCAUCUUCUGUAUGUUACACCAUACAUGCCCUCCAGCUUUUAAACAAAUCCCAUGAAGAGUUACGACUGCACAGACCCGAUUUACGCAAUGUUUAACAGUGUGUAAUGGCCUAAAAAUAGGUGGGAAUGUGCAGUACAUCAUCACUGGGUGCAGUCUCGUACUUUGGAGCUUAUGGGAAAAGCUUGUUUUAAGUCAACAUUUUGGAGCUCACUCAGAUCCCCUAACAUGAGCUGUUCGCUGUCAGUCUUCAUAUCCAUUCAGCAUUUAAGCUCUCACACUGAACUUGUCAUAUACAUCCAUACACACAGCACAGAGCCAAAGACAUUUCCUAGGUUUUUAUGUAGAGAAUUAUCUCAUCUAUUAAACUAUGCAGAUUUUUUUUUUUUUUUUUUUUGGUACAUUUUUCUCUCAUUUCAGAGGGGUUCUUUGAAACUCACCAUUUUUUUGAGGUCUACCUAAAGAUAAAUAGUUUAGUGUUUUGGAUGAUCUGAUGAUCUCUGGAAGAUUCGCCAAAAUAUGGUUUGCAUUAUUUGACCCAUAAUCAUCACCACUGGCAUGGCAAAUACCUGUUCACAUAUCAUGUCCACCCUGUCACCAGUUUCUCGCAUAAUUGUGUUUCAGAAUGACACGUACUUGACAUUGGAAGCUUAAGAUAACUGUGAGCGUUGAAGCAGUCAGUGUUACCAUUACCACCAUUUUUGAACAUUUUAGAAUAAACUACUGUCACUGAAUUUCAGUUUAUAGAUGCAUUGAGAAAUAUGUUUGUUGUACAAGCUUGAGCUGUAUAUUUAUCUACUGAAUCUGCCAUUUUAAAAUUAAAAAUCACAAACAGA